AUCCAAUACCACAAACCAGAUCCGGUUUUCUAACCCAUCCCAGACGGCGGCUGAACAAGUGUCAUAUGAUUUCGUACCGGCGAAUCUCGCCGCCGUUAAACCCUUCAGACCCGUAUUCGCCGGUGGAGAUUCAAGGAGUCAAAUCUCCUCCUCCCAUGGUGGUUUCUCCCUCCAAUGCCCAUCAGUAACCCUACGAAACGGCCCAUCUCCGUCGCUCGAUCGUUUUUUCUCAGCAGACACGCCUCCAGAGAAGAGCUCUCUCAGGCGGUGUCUCGUCUCGAGCCCCUGACAAAGCAAGGGAUUCGCUUACCAUUCGAAGUCCUCGCGUCUCUGCUCCAUCGCUGCGGAGAAACGAGGUCCUUGAAACAAGGCAGAUGGAUCCAUCGUCACUUGAAGAUCACCGGAUUCAAGAGACCCAACACGCUUCUGUCUAACCAUCUGAUCGGAAUGUAUAUGAAAUGCGGCAGACCCAUCGACGCGUGUAAAGUGUUCGAUAGAAUGCUUACGAGGAACUUGUAUUCGUGGAACAAUAUGGUCUCCGGGUUCGUCAAGUCGGGGAUGUUGGUUCGUGCACGAGAGGUGUUCGAUGGUAUGCCCGAGAGGGAUGUUGUCUCCUGGAACACGAUGGUGGUUGGGUACGCUCGGAAUGGGAAUGUAAACGAGGCUUUGUGGUUUUAUAGAGAGUUGAGGAGAUCUGGGAUCAAGUACAACGAGUUCAGCUUCGCGGGGAUGUUGACGGCGUGUGUGAAGUCGAGGGAGGUCCAGCUCACUCGGCAAGCUCACGGGCAGGUUAUGGUUUCUGGGUUUCUCUCAAAUGUGGUGCUUUCGUGUUCUGUUAUUGAUGCUUAUGCGAAAUGUGGUGAGAUGGAGAGUGCUAAAAGGUGUUUUGAUGAGUCGGCAGUGAAGGAUAGUUAUAUUUGGACUACUCUCAUCUCCGGAUACGCCAGAGCAGGUGAUAUGGAAGCGGCUAAGGAGGUGUUCAGUGAGUUGCCAGAGAAAGAUCCAGUCUCUUGGGCUGCUUUAAUUGCUGGAUAUGUUAGACAAGGUUUAGGGGAGCAAGCGCUGGAGCUGUUGAGAAAAAUGAUUGCUUUUAGGGUUAAACCAGAGAAAUUUACUUUCAGCAGCUGUCUCUGUGCCUCUGCAUCUCUUGGACAUGGCAAGCAAAUACAUGGCUACAUGAUCCGUACAAAUGUUGGUCCCAAUGCGGUUGUUAUCAGUUCUUUGAUCGAUAUGUACUCCAGAUCAGGGAGCUUAGAAGCCAGCGAGCUGGUUUUUGAUCUUUGCGGUGACAAGCAAGACUGUGUUGUGUGGAACGCGAUGAUUUCUGCAUUGGCACAGCAUGGGCUUGGCCAUAAGGCCUUGCGAGUGCUUGAUGACAUGAUCAAACUCACAGUUGUCCCAGACCGGACGACUCUGGUUGUGAUUCUGAGUGCCUGCAGUCACUCAGGUCUGGUGGAGGAAGGAGUCAGGUGGUUUGAUUCAAUGACUGCUGAUUACGGGAUCGUUCCCGACCAAGAACAUUACGCAUGUCUGAUAGAUCUCCUAGGUCGUGCCGGUUGUUUUAAAGAGUUGAUGAGUAGGAUCGAGAAAAUGCCUUUUAGACCAGACGAGCAUAUUUGGAAUGUAAUCCUAGGAGUAUCUGAGAAUAUUUGGGAAUCAGUAGAAGAGCUGAGAGGGAUUAUGAAGAAGAGAAAGGUGAAUAAAGAGAAAGCUCUUAGCUGGAUUGAAAUAGAGCAGAAAGUUGAAACUUUCACAGUCUCAGACGGUUGGCAUCAUCGUCGCAAAGAAGAAAUCUACUCCGUUCUGCAUAAUCUGGCUGUACUUAUGGAAAAAGAAGAAGUUUCAAGAACAUGAUCCUCGAACAAGAAGAAGAUGCAAUUCCUGUAAAUUCAUGAGGAUUGUACACUACUGUUAAAAGCCUGCAGAAGAAGAGAGAGUUAUACGUUUUGUGGUGACUGGUGAUACUUGUUUUUAGCUUCAAAAGUUUUAUAAGUCUAGCAGAGCUAACUAACUACACUGUUCGAAUUCUUUCUUAUUUUCCUUCCUGGAGGCAAUUUUUCAAGGGAAAAGAUAAAUAUUUCUGGUUUGAUUCGGAA
Raphanus sativus (radish) is the source of this 2096-nucleotide messenger RNA. RefSeq names its product pentatricopeptide repeat-containing protein At2g21090. Gene Ontology annotation, biological process: RNA modification. Gene Ontology annotation, molecular function: RNA binding; protein binding. Bases 175 to 1854 code for a protein of 559 amino acids. NCBI's taxonomy places the organism in Eukaryota, Viridiplantae, Streptophyta, Magnoliopsida, Brassicales, Brassicaceae. The transcript has a single exon. The record is from RefSeq and is a predicted model, not a curated record.